Leptosomus discolor (cuckoo roller) is the source of this 426-nucleotide messenger RNA. Lineage: Eukaryota; Metazoa; Chordata; Aves; Leptosomiformes; Leptosomidae. The record is from RefSeq and is a predicted model, not a curated record.
AUGCAUCUCUUGAAAGCUUUAUGGGCACUAGCAGGAGCAGCGAUCUGCUGUUUUCUUAUAUUUGUCAUCCACUCACAGUUUCUUAAAGAAGGUCAACUGGCUGCAGGUACAUGUGAGAUUGUUACUUUGGACAGAGAUAGCAGUCAGCCCCGAAGGACUAUAGCCCGACAAACAGCUCGCUGUGCAUGUAAAAAAGGACAGAUUGCCGGUACGACAAGAGCAAGGCCAGCCUGUGUUGAUGCACGAAUUAUCAAAACAAAACAGUGGUGUGAAAUGCUUCCGUGUUUAGAAGGAGAAGGCUGUGAUUUGCUAAUCAAUAAAUCAGGCUGGACCUGUACACAACCAGGAGGACGGAUAAAGACAACCACGACAAUUUUAUACAGUGCUGCCCAGUCUUACCGUGUGUGCUUCAUGAUGAUAGAUUGA